AUGCUGCCGUAUCUUCUGCUUAUGAACCGUUUAAAAAGCAAUCGGCGGGAGGAAUUACAAGUAGGUAAUCCAGAAUGCUGCAGGACCUGUCUAGGAUCUGAAAAUCUCUCUGAUAUUUUCCAAUCUAAAAACAUAAUGAUAAAACGUAUGCAACAACUUAAGUUAACUACUGGAUUACGGAUAAAAUAUAAUGAUGGAUUAUCACAGAAAAUAUGUUCACAAUGCUUAGACAUGAUGGAGACUGCAUUAAAAUUUAGACAGAUAAGCUUAGAAUCACAAGAGGCAUUGCUUGAUAUGAAACAUUAUAAAGAAUCUGAUGAAAAUAGAUUAAAAAUAAAAAUUGAAAGAGAUAAUGAUUUUCAGGAAGUAGAAAUUGAGUUUGCAAAAAAGAGCAUGCAUAGACAAACAACAAAUCUAUGUCAGAAUAAAAAUCUAAGGUUGAAAAUGGUAAAAGUGAAAAAGAAGGUUAGAAAAAAGAGAAAGUCUAUGCAAAUACCAAAUGCAGAUUCAUACACAUGUCCCGUUUGUCAAAUGGUGUUUACAAUUAAAUCUUCAUUUGCACAGCAUGUGAGAUAUCACUAUAACCCGUAUGUUUGUGAGUUAUGCGGGAAGCGGUGUAGGUCUAUUUCGACACUGGAAGCCCACAAGCGCGCGAAACACGGUCUUGAAAAGAUUUACAAAUGUGAUCAAUGUGAGAAAGAAUUUGCAUAUCGAGAAGCUUAUCAGAUUCACGUUCGAACGCAUACCGGCGAAAAGCCGUACAUUUGCGACAUAUGCGGGGCUGGAUUCCACAGACGCGGGACUUUUGUUCAGCAUUUAGGAGUACAUAAUCCAGAAAACACUGUACAGUGUGAUCUGUGUCCGACGCGAGUUAAAUCUCUACAAUUUCUAUAUUCACACAAGAACAGAGUACAUUCGGGUAAACGGUAUCGCUAUAUUUGUCCCAUCUGUGACAGAAGAUUCGAUUUACCGACGAAAGUUAAGAAACAUGCGUUAGAAGAGCAUCAAGUUGGUGAUAAGGAUUUAGGAACCAUAGUUAGGAUUAAUACAUUCCUUCAAAAUACAUCGCAAAAGCGUUUAUCGGAUUCGGGAACGAAUGACUAA
This is a messenger RNA of Pieris macdunnoughi, 1104 nucleotides long. The record is from the annotation of a GenBank genome assembly. Lineage: Eukaryota; Metazoa; Arthropoda; Insecta; Lepidoptera; Pieridae.